Limulus polyphemus (Atlantic horseshoe crab) is the source of this 1681-nucleotide messenger RNA. RefSeq names its product peroxisomal sarcosine oxidase-like. The transcript has 8 exons. NCBI's taxonomy places the organism in Eukaryota, Metazoa, Arthropoda, Merostomata, Xiphosura, Limulidae. Gene Ontology annotation, cellular component: peroxisome. Gene Ontology annotation, molecular function: flavin adenine dinucleotide binding; L-pipecolate oxidase activity; sarcosine oxidase activity. The record is from RefSeq and is a predicted model, not a curated record. Bases 341 to 1516 code for a protein of 391 amino acids.
GCCAUCCAAUUUUUUAUCAAGCUUUCCUAUGCAAAUGAUAAUCAUAGCUUACGAUCUUUCAUCAUCUCAGCAGAUUUGUCAAAGUUCAACAUAUUUAUGUACGAGUACGUUAACAUUUUUGUUGAAUAUAGAAAACGAUAAAUAAGAUUUUAUCAGCACGAGUUAUGCUCCAAGGCCUUUUCCUGGAUGGAUUGUAGAUCACAUGACAUUUUCCAGCCUUGAAAACGCAGAGUAAACGAUGAGCGUGUGAUGGCGUGAGCCACUCUAAAUAACGGAGCCCAUUUAUUUGAUUGGACAUAAACGUUGAUGGUAGUUCACUGGGAAAGGUUGAUCUAGAAAGAUGGCUUCUAUGCUUCGAACCUAUCUCCCAUUACGGGAAAAAGGUGACUUCGACGGUGAAGAGUCUGAUGGAGUUGACUAUGAUGUUAUUGUGAUAGGUGCAGGAAUUAUGGGAUCUUGUACAUCAUGGUUUUUAUCAUCUCAAGGCAGGAAAGUUUUACUUUUAGAGCAGUUUCCUCUUCCACACAGUCGAGGCAGUUCCCAUGGGCACAGUCGAAUAAUUCGCACAGCAUAUUCGGAGGAGCAUUUCAAUAAAAUGAUGCCAGAUGCUUUUCAGAUGUGGAAAGACUUGGAAAAAAAAUCAGGAGAAUCAUUAAUAUUAAACACCGGAUUGUUAUGUAUAAGUAGACCUCCCUGCCAUGAAGCGGAAUUGGCUCUGGAUAAUAUGCUGAAGAUAAAACCAGAAGACACUGAAGUACUUGAAUCUCAAACCUUUGAGAGAAAAUUUCCAAUGCUGAAAUAUCAAAACAAUCAUAGUGUUUUCUUUGAUAAAAGUGGAGGUGUUAUCUUAGCUGACAGAGCACUGCGUGCAGUGCAGACACUAUUCAAACAAGCUGGAGGAAUCCUUCUUGACUCUAGUCCUGUAGUCAACAUUUGGCCAGGUGCAAUAGCUACUGUUGUCACAAACAAAGGGUCAUUUCGAGCCAGUUCUGUAGUUGUAUGUGCUGGUUCCUGGACAAAUAAAGUUCUUCAUCACUUGGAAUUGGCGCUUCCACUAAAGCCUCUAAGAAUCAGUACUUGCUAUUGGAGAGAAAAAGAGGCCUACAGAGGACAGUAUUCAGCUCAUAAAGGAUUUCCUUGUUUUAUUGAUUACAACUACCACAGUUUAAACCAUGUCUAUGGAUUGCCAUCACUGGAAUAUCCAGGCCUGGCUAAGAUUUGUCUCCAUGACAGUGAAGAAUGUGAUGCUGAUCAAAGGGACUGGAAUUCCAAAAAAUGGGAUUUAGAGAUUAUUUCUAAUUUCAUAAAAGAGCAUUGUCCUGGAUUAGACUACAGUCCUGCAAUAGUGGAAACCUGUAUAUAUACUUAUUGUUGUUUAGGAACAGGAUUCAAAAUGGCACCAGUUAUUGGAAAGAUCCUUGGAGAAAUGGUAUUGGAUAUUCUUCCUUCCCAUGACCUAACACCUUUUUGCAUAAGUAGAUUUGCUUUAACAAAAGUAAUUAAGUCACAGCUGUGAAUCACAAGAUAUAUAUACAUAUAUAAGACAAACCAACUAUUCGGACUAAAAGCAUGUUAAAAACCAGUUGCUAACAUUAACAGAAUAUAUAUAUUUCAAUAAUACAAAAAAAAUAUUGUUUUAUAGUUAGCCAAAUAAAUACUCAUUAACAUCAAGCCUUAUUUA